Molecule: messenger RNA, 771 nt
Organism: Zasmidium cellare ATCC 36951
Lineage: Eukaryota; Fungi; Ascomycota; Dothideomycetes; Mycosphaerellales; Mycosphaerellaceae
Exons: 5
Coding region: 1-771 (256 amino acids)
Source: RefSeq, a predicted model, not a curated record
AUGGACAAUGAAAGAAUGUUCGAGGAGUUGCGAUCCAAUUACUCGCCUUGCGAUAUAUCAGACGCUCUGUUGACAUUGAAGAGCCCAGGGGCAGGUCACUUGGCUAACAUACACCCUUUGCCCGGCCACACACGGAACAGCCGUUUGGUGGCUCCAGUCAGCACCGUUCUGUUCGUGCACCGAAACAUCGAGACCCUUCCCAAACCCUCCUACAUACCUGACAAGCCGAACCUGCCAUCCGAUCGUCACUGGACGGACGUGGCGCCUCCCGGAUCUGUAGUGAUCAUGCAGCUUUGGAAGCCGCACGGUCACCCCGAGAUUGUAUCUGGUUUGUUGGGAGAUAUUGUUGGAACUCGAUACAAGAAGAGAGGUAUCAAAGGAGUUGUGGUCGAUGGGCGAAGCAGGGACAUUCAGGGUGUGAAUAGGUUGGGUGAGGAUGGGACUUUCCAGGCUUGGACUCGUGCUUUGACGUCUGUUGGGACUGGCAUGGAGGCUAAGCCAUGGGCAGUGGAUGUACCUCUCCGCAUCGGCCAAGUAGAGGUCAAGCCGGGAGACAUCAUUCACGCCGACGAGGGUGAAAGGGUUGCCGCAGUCAUACCCCAAGACCGACUACACGAUGUUGCCACAGUGCUCCCUAGACUGAAGAAUGCCGAUGAUGCUGUUCUUGAGGACGUGGUCAGCGGAGGAGACCUGAAGAAGGCUUUUGGUCAGUAUCUCGUCUUGUCUGGCCUGGAUGAAGACGCGGUUGCUGAUUUUGUGCCGAGCAGCUGA